GAGUAUGGAUGGAGAGAUGCAGUCAACGCAACAGAAUAUAAUUCUAAAGCAGAAUCCAGGCUCAAAAUGUUGGGACCGCAGUUCAGGCUGAAGAAACCAGACAGAAGAUUCGAAGAUCUCAAGAUCUAUUCCACUGAAUUGCAAAGCAGCAUUGAAAACAUCUUGAAAAUCAGAGCUCGCAUGUGUGAGAAACUGUACGGUGUCCACAAGGUGCACGGAAACUAUGCUCGGGUGUUUAACCAGUGGGGUGAGACAGAGAAGGACAGUGCUGAACACUUACAGAAUGCCAGCCAUUACAUGGAUGUUUAUUCAUCAUGUAUCGAUACACAUUUGGAAGAGACCGAACACUUUGCAGACGAUCUGAAGGAGUACAACGCUUUUGCGGAAUCUCUCAGGUCGGUGUGUAGGCGUUGCGAGUGCGCCCAAUACGAUGUGGAAAGAGCAGAAGAAAGUUUGGCCAGCAAACAUUUUCUAAAACAAUCGAUGGAGAGUGGCACGACAACAAGUGGCUUCUCUUUGAGCGGAAUGAAGUCUAAAUUGUUUGGGAGCGACACACCAGAACUGAAGGAAGCCAAGCUGAAACAGUUGGGGGAACAGAUUCUGCAAGUAGAGACAGAGCUGAGCCAACUUCAGAAACAAUGCAUACUGUUCUCGGAAGAAGCUCUCAAAGACGUCGAGAGGUUUCAGGCGCAGAAAGUCCGGGAUCUAAACCACGUCCUCCUGAACCUUGCUCGGUUACAGGUCAGCCAUUGUAGGCAGGCAAUUGCCACCUGGACUGGGAUCAGAGACAGUUUUAAUAAAAUGUGA
Molecule: messenger RNA, 807 nt
Organism: Candidula unifasciata
Lineage: Eukaryota; Metazoa; Mollusca; Gastropoda; Stylommatophora; Geomitridae
Source: the annotation of a GenBank genome assembly